This is a messenger RNA of Staurois parvus, 253 nucleotides long. NCBI's taxonomy places the organism in Eukaryota, Metazoa, Chordata, Amphibia, Anura, Ranidae. The record is from the annotation of a GenBank genome assembly.
AAUCACCUCUGGGUUUUUUAUUUUUUGCUAAACAAACCAAAAACAACUGAAAAUUGUGAAAAAAAACAACAAUUUUUUCUUAGUUUUUGUUAUAAAUUUUGUAAAUAAGUGAUUUUUCUCCUUUACUGAUGUGCGCUAAUGAGGCUGGGCAGUGAUGGGCACUGAUAGGCGGCACUGAUGUGCACUGAUAGGCGGCACUGAUGUGCACUGAUAGGCGGCACUGAUAGGUGGCAUUGAUGGGCACUGGUAGGCA